AAAGCAGAGAAUUGAAAAUUGCAUUAUUUGUUGUGCUUAAACCAAAACAUAUUAAACAUUGAUAAUUUCCCAUUCGGUUGGAUUAUACUCGGACUGACGGCUCUUAGCAACAUUAGUUUGGCUUAGCCACUUCGAAUGAAGGCGACCAUGGAAAUGGACUCUCGAACAAGGAUUUUCUUCCAGUAUUUGAUUGUAACCUGGCUUUCCAUGUACAACGCAUGCGCAGAACAAAGCUCAGGAAUGUAUACCGAGUACGGAAAUUACCUUAAAGAUCACGUGAUGGAAAGGCGGCCAGGGAUUGGAAUAGAAGGUUGUACAUUCGCCUGCCUCGACCACAGUAAGUGCAGAAGCAUCAACGUUGACCUGACGACCCACAUGUGCGAGUUGAACAACGCAAGCAAGGAGGAUUUUCCAGAGCACAUGACACGAAAACACAGAUCCCUAUACGCCACUGACGAUUUCAAGCCACCGCUAUUUCAACCUUCAUGCGCCGCUUAUCUUAAAUAUGACCCGUCAUUGAAGAGCGGUUAUUACUGGAUAAGUAUCAGGCGCAAGAAGAGGAGAGUGUACUGUGACAUGGAAAGAUUCGGUGGAGGAUGGACCCUUGUUGUGACCAUCAACGCCUUAAACAAUGAUCAUCUUCAGAGAGCUGAGAACAACUGCGCAGACUCCGUCACCUGCGUGACCUUGAUCGAGACCGACAUCCCGGGUAGGAAACUCUCUGAUGAAGACAUCCACGAGAUUGUUGGAGUCGAUGGUGUUUUUCUGGUAGAGCCGGUGAGCAGUCCGCUUUCCACAACUAACAAGAACAAGGACGCGGUUUUUUACAAGAUUCCAAGCGGUUCUCAGAACUUUGACUCAUCUUGCCGCAAGACUAUUAACAUCUGUCCUCGUGUUAUCAUUUCGUUCUCGUACCCUUACAAAUGGGAGACGAACCCUUGCACCAGCCUCAGCCAGGGCUAUCGGAUCUACGGUCACCCCAUAAGUGUAUUUGACAGCCAUGACGACGGUGAAUGCGGAUCUUUUUGGUAUCCAAGUGCAAGUAGUUAUCGGCGCGUGCUAUACGGCUUCCCUAAAAGUGGCUAUACAGGAAUCUAUAACAAGCGGCAAGGCUACCUCUGGGUGAAGUGAUGCACGGGAAUCUUUAACAAGCGGCAAGGCUACCUCUGGGUGAAGUGAUGCACGGGAAUCUAUAGCAAGCGGCAAGGCUACCUCUGGGUGAAGUGAUGCACGGGAAUCUAUAACAAGCGGCAAGGCUACCUCUGGGUGAAGUGAUGCACGGGAAUCUAUAACAAGCGACAUGGCUACCUCUGGGUGAAGUGAUGCACGGAAACCUAUAACAAGCGACAUGGCUAC
Nematostella vectensis (starlet sea anemone) is the source of this 1356-nucleotide messenger RNA. RefSeq lists its product as uncharacterized. The record is from RefSeq and is a predicted model, not a curated record. The transcript is spliced from 8 exons. Gene Ontology annotation, molecular function: oligosaccharide binding. NCBI's taxonomy places the organism in Eukaryota, Metazoa, Cnidaria, Anthozoa, Actiniaria, Edwardsiidae. Bases 136 to 1131 code for a protein of 331 amino acids.